UGCAAGGUGUACAACUGCUUUUUCAACUACAGAGAGGUGAUAUCAGGUGGUAUGCGCUCGUGACAACUGCCAAGAACGAUAUAAGAGACGUAAAAAGUCAGAGACAAAAUCACCGAGCACAAAGAAUAACCAUACGCUAAUUAAAGUACUUUCAAAAAGCAUAUGUUGUGUUAAACAGUUUACCGUAAAAGAUGACGUGGACAUGGACGAAGUGGACAUGCUUCGGUUGAAACAGGUGCAUUGACUAGCCUCAAACACACCAGCUGCGCUGAAAAAUUGAUUCAUCGUUUUGACGUUUGUGCUCUGUAUGAAGAUAGUCUGUGACACAGCGAGUUCACUUGGCUGGCAGCCAUGAAGAGGAACAAGCAGAUCGACGUUAAGGGUGCUCUAGUCCUCUCCAGCACCUUCCACUUCCUGUAUUCUUGUGCCAGAGCCUGCAUCCUCCCCUUCCUCACCCUGUACCUCAGAUACCUGGGCCUCACUCCCUCCAUGACGGGCCUUCUCAUGAGCACCAAACAUCUCAUCUCCCUGGUCUGGAGCCCUCUGGCUAGCUUUCUGUCCAAACACUACGACAAGAGGAGGGCAGUGAUUACAGGGUCUCUGGUCUGUUCAGCAGGGGCAGCCCUCAUCCUCCUGCUCAUCCCAUCCACAGGCGUCGAGACGCUGACCAGUCACUGCAACAUCUCUCACCUCAGUGUGAGCCCCACUGAAGAGCUGAUUGACUAUGUGCGUGUUGUUGGCAGUGUAAUGCCUACCACCCACACUACCAUUGUGUCCCAGUCAGCAGCACAUGAAUCUUCACCUACAGAGACAACCAGUGACACUGUGUCUUCCGCUGUUUCAAUGAGCAAAGCCACAACCUACACACUCCAGCUGCAACAUUCCAACAAUGUGACUACUCAAUGGACACAAGUGAAUGUAUCUGUGGCCAACCACAGUAUAGGAGGGGAGAGAAAUAGCUUAGAGUCCCACCACGGCGCCUCCAACACUUCCCCCACAGUGUGGAGGGUUAGCAGGUCAGCAGAAAAGGAGAAGCAGCAGCAGAGGGAGAUGGAUGAGGCCCGCUUAGAGUUCCUGGGCAACCUCAAAGUUAUGGAUGUCCAGCACCAGCUCUUUUUCAUGCUCCUCAUCAUGGUGUCGAUAUGGGAGCUGAUGGCCGCCCCUCUGGAAUGGACCGUGGACGAUGGGCUGUAUGAGUAUUUGGAUUUUGUGGAUGCCUCUGAUCGCUAUGGUAGCACAGGAGUGUGGGGGCUGCUUGGGGCAGUGUGUGGGGUGAGUGGUGCAGGACUGCUGGUGAGCCACCUGGACUGCCUCAUUGGCUCACACACACCCAGGAGCGCUGUCCACUUCUACUCCUAUGCAGCUGUGACAACCCUGGCCGUGCCUGUGGUGGCCUUCCUGCCCCUCUACCUAAACAAGAAGCGUAGUCGCUCCACUGGGCUCUUCAAAGCUUUACAGCUGGUGCGAGGGGACAUCCGUGCCCUGCUGUGUGCUGCCACUGCCUUCCUAAUGGGGCUGGCGGGGUCUGCAGUGGAUGACUUCCUGCUGUGGCAGAUGCAGGACCAUGGGAGCAGCGAGCUGCACAUGGGCCUCUCUUUAGCCGUAGCGUUGCUCUCCCGGGCCGCCUUCCCUCUGCUGAGUGGCCGGGUGUCGAAGCUCCUGAGCCCAGGCAGGGUGCUGCUGGUGGGGACGGUCUGCCUGGCCCUGCAGUGCCUUUACUACUCCUUCCUGUGGGGCCCCUGGGCUGCAAUACCUGUCCAGGUGCUGAGCUGUUUCAGCAGUGGCGCCCUCUGGUGGGCAGUGCAGGUGCAGUGCGAGGACGUGGCCACGCCAGGCACAGAGAGGAGCGUGAGAAGGGUCUACCAGGCCCUCUCUCUGGACCUGGGGGCAGGGCUGGGCAGCAUGGCCGGGGGGUUUGUUGUCCACAGGUUUGGGGUAUCUGUGCUUUUCAGAGGUGUGGCGGUGAUUCUGCUCCUGUGGUGCCUGUUUCUACCCCUGCUCCAGUGGAAAGCCCCACGCCAACGCAGGAUCAACUACUCCCGCCUCCUCGCUGCUGACACCAGUGAAGUGAGCGAAUCCGAGUCGGAGCAGGAGACCGACUGGCUGGAGAAAGCCAUGGAGGAUGACGAGCAAUAAUGACAUGGGCAAGAGUAUAAAUCAUUAGACCUAAGGAACAAUAUGCAACACAAUGGAAAGAUGACAGUAUCAAUUCUGCUCCUGGAGGAUUCCACCACCACUUACAGACAUGCCACUCUUAAUUUAGUCUGCCUUCUUGCUGCUCCACAAACUGCUAAGUGAAUCCGUCCCUGGCUGGUUUAAUUGAAAACCAAGUAUUGCUUUUUAAUUCUCCAUUACUGCAGCUUUAUUCAUUUAGUGCUAAUGCUCUAGAAUUCCCCACCUGCCCAGAAGGUGUUUAGCAUUCUUCAGUUAAACUAAACACAAACUAAACACAAUAGUGAGGACUGCAAGCCUCACUAUUGCACUGGAGGUGGAUCCAUUGUGAAUGCAGAGUGAUGAUAAACUGUCAUUUGCAUAAGUUAUCAAGAAACUCUGGAUAGCAAAUAACGAAGAAGAAUUAAGUGUGAGCAGGUGACUGUGCGAGUGCUUAUGAGUGUUAGUACAGUCCACGUUAGGCAGCUUUACUGUCUGUAACAUAAGGCCACUUGAGUGCAGGUGUGGUCUUUGGGUGAGACAAAACCCUGGACUAACAGACUCAUCCUGUAUAUGUGGUUUAGCCUGCUCACAUGACAGAUGACUCUCUUGAGUCCACUGUGAAAAUGUUAUGUAUUGUUCAACUAUUGUUCAACUAAACAUUAAGUGCCUCUUGUGUGGGGGAAGUAUUAGAAGCUAUCUGUGGUUGGUUGCUGCACUUGUAGGUUAGAUGGUGUUUGCUAAACCUGUAUUUCAAAGGAUGUUUGCCAAAUUUGCCACAGUUUGGCCCAUUUUGACCCGACUGUUAUUUCAGCAUAUCCGCCAGAGACACUAAUAUAGUUUAGCACCUCUCCCUGAAACCUUUGUCUUAUUAACAGUACAUUACAUACAGUGGUUGAUAUACAUGUCCAAUGACUAGUAGUAAAUCAAUAAAAAUAUUAGUAUUAUUGUGCCUUGAAGACAUUCUCAAAUAUUGAUGACUGACAUUACAAUACCUUUUGUUUAUCUGAUGUUUAUGGUAUAUUUAAUGCUCUAUUGUAAGUCAAUGCAGUGGACAGUAUAUGUCAAUACCUCACAACAGUGUAGUAUCAAACAUCAAAUGUCUUGUAGUGUUUUUAAAGAACACAAGCAGGAAACCCAAUGCCUCUUGUGUCAAUAUGCCUCAAUACGCCUCUUAAUGUAACAAAGCAAAGGUCAGCAGUAUGUGGAACUCCUCUUGAAUCUUUGUAUUUGGCCUUGUCUGUCAUGACUCAUGCCUGUAGAGAACAGUCAGUUGAGAGAUAAGGCGCUAUCAGCCUGAGCAGGCGCCAUAAGUAAAAUAUUUGUUUUCCAACCGGA
Messenger RNA from Oncorhynchus tshawytscha (Chinook salmon), 3489 nucleotides. It is a transcript of the gene mfsd6l, whose product is annotated as major facilitator superfamily domain containing 6-like. Bases 352 to 2136 code for a protein of 594 amino acids. The transcript has 2 exons. The record is from RefSeq and is a predicted model, not a curated record. Lineage: Eukaryota; Metazoa; Chordata; Actinopteri; Salmoniformes; Salmonidae. Gene Ontology annotation, cellular component: membrane.